CAGAGAACAGCCUGCUGAGCGAUCACAAGUAACAUCUCCUGUGUCUGAUUUUCCUGUACAAAACAGCGCCCCCUUGACGGAGUUGGUAUCUUCUGCGUGUGUCUGAUGCUCAAUCUUGGGAGAUACCAUCUCCACGAUGUGGGAGGGGGUUCCUCUGAGCGACAUCAUGAACCUGUACGCGAAUUGGUGUUAAGCAUCCGGCCGCGCUCAGGGCACACGGCUGACACGCACACGGCUGACACGCACAUCGGACAGGGCUAUGUGAACUACCGGCUAUUCGCUUCAAACACAGGAGUAUUUCAGCGGUUUGUUCAACUCACUGGAGGAGAUGGGAAACUCAUAUGCAGGGCAGCUGCGCACCACACGUUUCGAAGAGGUUCUGCACUAUUCCAUCGAGGCAUCUCUGCGUUCCAACACUGUAGUGCCCAGACCAGUGUUCUCUCAGCUGUAUCUAGAACCAGAGCAGAGGUCUCUCUCUCGAGAAGGCCAAAUGAAAAAUGAGGAAGAUGAUGAUGAUGAGAAUGGCUCAGAGUCUAACAGUCCUCCCAUUCCAUAUCAGAUGAAGCCUGCUCCAGAUGGCUCUUGCACCACUGACGGAUUCUGUCAGGCGGGUAAAGACCUGCGACUGACCUCGAUGUCCACUGAAAAUCUGGACGUGCCACCGGGAUUUCUGCUGGUCGGGGCCAAAUCUCCCAGUAUACCUGGCCACAUACUGGUGUGUGCAGUGGAUCGACGAUUUCUCCCAGAUGAACGUGGACAUAAUGCACUUUUAGGCUUCUCUGGGAACUGUAUGGGCUGUGGUGAGAAAGGAUUCCGCUACUUCACUGAGUUCUCCAACCACAUCAACCUGAAGCUCACCACGCAGCCCAAAAAGCAGAAGCACUUAAAAUACUAUCUGCUCCGCAACGCACAGGGUGCGCUGGUCAAGGGCCCAUCCAUCUGCUGGAAGGGAAUAGACAGUCAUGUAAGACAGACCUCCUCAAAUGUGUCUGGUGGUCCAGAGGAGCAGCCAUCUGGUCCUGUAGCGAGCAACCCACUCCCUAAUUCAGGACAUGUGGGUGUAAGCACAGCCAACUACACAGAUCUGAACACACAUCUCCAUGUACCUGAAACGUCCCCAGCAAUGACCAAUGGCAGCCACAUUCCAGCAUCCCAGCAGUCUGUGUCCCAGCCAGCCCUGGUGGCCAGUGGUCCAGGAAGAUCCACAGGAUCUAUGGCAAACACUGGACCACCCAAAAAGAGACACAAGGGCUGGUCCCCAGAAUCUACAGGACACACUGAAUCAAGCAGUAGACCUGUGGCCUCCAACACAGUCUGUGGCACAAAAUCAGUGUCUCAAGGGUCUUCACCCUCCAUGCCUCCAGAGGAGUCUGUUGCAGUGCCUAAUAAUCUGUUCCAAACAUGUGGUUUGCAACCAGUUAUCUUCAAAGGGCAUGGGGAUCUGCCACAUCUAUGUGGGAACACAAGUGAGGUGUUGGUCAACGGGUGGUUGCAGGCAUGUUACCGAAGCUCUCAGAACCUCCCCCGUGUUUAUGAGCAGUAUGGAGCCUCCUCCAUCCAGCCGCUCUCCACUGAGAUGCAGGUCCUGUUGACUGUCUACUAUCUGGUACAGCUGGGUCCAGACCAGAUACCCCUGAUGGAAGACCUGGAGCAAAUCCUCAUGCGCUCUUGGCGUGAGUCACACCUGACGGAAAUCCGUCAGUACCAGCAAAGUCAUGCCCAGUUUCCUGCUCCACUGCCUGGCCUGGCACAGCCCCUAACCUCCUCUCAGCUCCCUUGGCUGGCCAAGCUGGCCACCAGCUCCUGUGGUGACACCGUUCUAGUGUUGGACACAGCACCCUCAUUGUCCGAGGCACUGGUAGACACCUUCCGGAGGCUUAUGGAGGGCAAGCUUAGUCACACACAUUUUUUGGUGAUCAUUUGCAUGGGCAGGAGCCAAGGGACUGAGUCCUGCGUAGUGGUUACAGGGAAGCACCAGGCACGAGCACUUGCAGAGAGUAUGCUCUCCUCAAGUGAAUGUGGGAGAGAAAUCAGUCAGGAACUUUCCUCUGGGAUCACUGCUGAAUUAGAUGCCUACGUUAGCUCCCUAGGUCCAGAUGGAAAUGUGGAGAGCUUCCUGGAGAAAGUCAAUACAGAGACCUAUAGCGUUUCAGCUCAGGCACAUGGAAAGGAAUGCGCUGCAGAAGCCAUAUGUACAGGUGAAUAUCACGUGAUCAAGUUGCCUUUUAUUAUACUGUACCUUAGCUGGAACAAAUUUAUCUUCCAGUCUCCUUUCACAGAAUAUCGGGUAGAGUGGCAUGAGAUUCGGCCCAUUCAGCUCGCAGUGGCACGGAAGCUGUUGUCCCACGUGUGUGCAAUUGCUGAUUCCAGCACACACAACCUGGACCUUGGCUCUUUUGACAAGGUGGAGUUCUUAAUCUGUGUGCCUCCUUCUGAGGUGACCUUCCAGCAAGUGGUCCUGCACUUGUGGAACUCAGGGGUCCUUCAAGAAUUAGGCAUGGACCAGAACUGUUUGUCCCCAAAGGAUGCUGAGCAGUAUGUGGUAAAAUUAGAUCAGACUGCUACAGCUAAGAUCAACGGUCUCAUUCAGAAAUCAAAGUUGAACCCAUAUACCCUCUUCAUACUGGUGCAUGACCAUGCACAUUGGGAUGUUAGUAGUGAACAGUGUGGGAGGGUGGGUGGCUUGUCCAGCUCAGGACUGGUGGACAGUCUGCUGAACUGCAAGCAAAUUCAAGAGGCACCCAAUGUCCUGAUUCUCCAUGUGACCUCAUUCCCCUUUGCCCUGCAGACUCAAUACACACGCAUCAGCCCCUACAAUGAAAUCCACUGGCCAUCAACAUUCAGCAAUGAUGUGGAUCUGUAUCAUGAGAAAACAAAAUACUUUGGUGUGUCUGAGCUGCUGGAGUCCACACGAUCAGGGAGCGGCCUUCCUCUGCUGCGCUUUGACAGUUCAUUUGAGAGCAUGGUCACUGCCCUGGAAGAGAGGUUUCCAAAAUUGCACAGCUCCGUCAUCCGCACCCAGGUGCUUCUCCAGCACUAUUCUGUGGCUCUAUUAGCUGCAGCCAGAGGUCAGGUCCAGCUACAGAAACACACCUCUGUAGAAACCCUGGAGAUAGUGCAGUGUCUUCUGGGCUCGACGCGAUGCUGCCCCAGCCACCAUGGGUACAUGCUCCUGCUGCGUAUACCUUUCCCAUGUCUGGCAGCACUGGCACAUCAGCGUCUCUGUCACAUACGUGACCGCCUGGGCCUCCACAAACACUUUGAAAUUGUGUUGGGAGACCCUACAUCUGGGAUCAUUGUGGGCAAGCACUUCCUGAGCCAGCUGAGGGUAUGGCUGAAAAUCCAGGACCCAGACUGGACGCCUCGCACAUACCUAGAUUUAGAGGCUUUGCCCUGCAUCCUCAUCUUUACUGGUAUGGAUCCAAUGGGGGAGUCAUUGCCAAGGUCUCUGAAGUACUGUGAUGAGCGUGUCGUAAGCUGCUGCGCUCUGCAACGCACAGCUCUGGAGCAGGAACUUGGUCUGGCUGCGUACUUGGUGCAUGUGGAGGAGCAGAGGCAGCAUGGGCUGCGUGUUUCCAGUGACCUAUCUGAGAGCGAUCCUGAUAAACUCAGUAGCACCGACAAUGAGGAAGAAGAGUCUGUAGUGGAUGUGAGUACUGCUCUCCCUGGCCAGGAUCACUCCCAGCAAACCCAGGAUGAAUUUUCCCCUAACAAACCAAGCCGAUCCUCAAAAUCCACCUCCCCUGACUCCUUGUCAUCUUCGCAGACCUCUCCACAGCUCUACUGCUGCUCCUGGGCACGUAACAUAAACAGGCCGCCUGUGGUCCUCCUCCCCAAGGCUUUGUAUGAUCUGAUCACCAGGGUGGAUGCCAGUGGUUUGCCCAAGCCCAUGUCCUUCCUCCCUCACCCAUGUGUAGAGUGGGCCAGCUCUUUCAGGCCCCUCCUCAGCAAGAUGAUGACAUGUACAGAGCAGUCUCUGUACUACAGGCAGUGGACUGUACCCAAACCUCAGCACAUGGACAGCAGCAAUUGGGCCGAGGGACGCACUGACAACUUUCACCCUCGCCGGCUGCUCCUCAGUGGGCCACCUCAAGUUGGAAAGACUGGUGCAUAUCUGCAGUUCCUGGGCAUUCUCUCUCGAAUGCUAAUCAGGCUCAUGGAGGUAGACGUCUUUGAUGAAGAGGACAUCAAUUGCAAUUGCCAGUGUGAGUUGCUUAAGUAUCAUCAGGCCAUUGCAUCAUGGCCCAACGCUGACACUUUGAGAGGAAUGCCUUUUGACUUUACCAUCCAUGACCCCAAAUACGAGGACAUCAGUAUCAUCUACUCCCCUGACUUUACUCCAAAUGUGGAACGAAACCCCCGACGUCAGGAAGAUGUGUACCUUCGUCGUCGUACAGCCCGGAUAAAACUCUCCAAAUAUGCAGCAUAUAAUACUUACCAUCACUGCGAGCAGUGCCAUCAGUACAUGGGAUUCAACCCUCGAUACCAGCUGUGUGAGUCUACCCUGCAUGCCUUCACCUUCUCUCAUCUGCUACUUGGGGAGGAGAUACAGCUCUAUUUUAUUAUCCCCAAAUCCAAAGAGCAUCACUUCUUCUUCAGCCAACCAGGAGGCCAGCUUGAGAGCAUGAGACUGCCCCUUAGCUCUGAUUGGAAUCCUGAUUGUAUAAAGAGUCCAAUAUUUACACCCACAACGGGUCGCCAUGAGCAUGGCUUGUUUAAUCUAUAUCAUGCCAUGGAUGGAGCCUCCCACUUGCACAUCUUGGUCAUCAAAGAAUAUGAGAUGGCUGUCUAUAAGAAAUACUGGCCCAAUCACAUCAUGUUGGUCCUGCCCACCAUCUUCAACGGAGCUGGAAUAGGUGCGGCACAUUUCCUAAUUAAAGAGUUGUCCUUUCAUAAUCUGGAGCUGGAACGCAGUCGGAGAGUGGAGCAUGGCAGUCAUCCUCAGGAUGUCUGGCCCUUUAUCAUCCUGGCAGAUGACUCCUGUGUCAUGUGGAACAGUGUUGACAUUGACUUCAAGAGUACUGCUGGACCAGAGAGGAAUGUGUCACUGAAGCAGGUGCUGCAGCACAUGGAAUCAUCUCCAGAUAUCACUCAGUACGGCUUGUGUGGUCUGAGGAAGUGGUCAAGCCGUGGAGCUGGCCCUGGACAAAGGAGAGAGCCCUUCUCACGAGGACACCUACAUGAUUUCCUGCUCCUCAACGUGGACCUCACUCAGGAUGUGCAGUACAAUCAAAACCGAUUUACGUGUGACGAUGUAGACUUCAACCUUCGUGUUCACAGUGCUGGCCUUCUAAUUUGCCGCUUUAACAACUUUAGUGUGAUGAAGAAGCAGAUUGCCAUCGGGGGAUAUCGUACAUUCAUCAUCAAGACCAAGAUGACUGAUGUACCAACCACAGCUCAGCCUUCUCAGUAUAUCUGUGCCCCAGAUAGCAAGCACCUGUUCCUGGCUACUCCAGGUCAGCUUCUGCUGGAGAAAUACCUCCAACACACAAGUCAGCGGCUUUUCCCCCUGAGCACUGGCAAUUAUAGCCAUCCGGUUCUUUCUGUCGACUGCUACCUCAACCUGGGCCCUGAGGUAACAGUGUGUUUUGUCAGCUCAAGACCACACUCCGUCAACAUCAGCACAGCAGGUUUGCUUUUCAGUGGCCUCCUGCUCUACUUUUGUGACUCUUUCGUCACACCGGGCUUCCUCAAGAAGUUCCAGUUUCUGAAAGGGGCGACUCUGUGCGUAAUCUGCCCAAACCGCAGUGCUCUCCGUCAGACAGUGGUGCGGCUUGAGCUGGAGGACGAGUGGCGGUUCAGGCUGAGCGAUGAGUUUCAAACGGCCAAUGCCAAAGAGGAUCAGCCACUCUUCUUUCUCACAGGGACACACAUCUGACUCAGCAACUCUGGCCUCAUGUUUAUGUACAUAGACGUGUGUAUAUAAUGGUUUAGAUGUACUGUACUCUUGCACUGGUGUGAUUGUUUUGUUUGUGUGGUUUUUCUCUUCUCUAUGUUCUCUUGCAUUAAAAAAAAGCCCAACGAAGUGUGAUUUUUAACAGUCUUCAGUUACAUAUGUAUAUGAAAAAUUAUAUUUAUUAACAUAACUGUUAUAUGACCACAACAUCUGCCUUAAUUUUUAUGAUUCAUUUUUUUAAUUCUCAUAAUUCAUGGACGGAUAAUUGUACAACCCAUUGAAUGAUUUUGCAAAGGAUAUUUUGUAGAGAAAGAAUAUUUUUGUAUAUAUUUAUUUAGUAUGUUCUCUGCUUUUGUUUGUUUUAUUAUUUGUGGGGCGAUUGUGUCAUUGUACAGGUUAGGUAAAGUUUCAUUGCUUUAUCUUGGUUAAUUUUGUGAUAUUUGUAUAGUUCUGUGCUAUUUGUUCAUCAGUUGAUGGACUUUUUUUAUUAUUUGUUCAGUUCUGGCAGGUUAACAGUAGAGGGCACUAUAAUGGUCUCAAUUUCUAGCUUCUCAAAAUAUCAUUUUGUAUGAAGAAAUGACAAUUAAAAAUGUCUGUAACAAUAACAA
Molecule: messenger RNA, 6504 nt
Organism: Ictalurus punctatus (channel catfish)
Lineage: Eukaryota; Metazoa; Chordata; Actinopteri; Siluriformes; Ictaluridae
Gene: greb1
Product: growth regulating estrogen receptor binding 1
Exons: 32
Coding region: 329-5878 (1849 amino acids)
Biological process (GO): multicellular organism development
Source: RefSeq, a predicted model, not a curated record